GCGUUUGUAUUUGUUAGCCUGGAAAUAACAAAACAAGUGAUGAAAAUAAUAAACAAUAAAUAAAAUAGAAAAGAAGUUGGAAACGAAGCUCGGAGCUCCACAUGUUACAAUCUCCCCUUCAUGGCUGCAGCACCACCACCGCCGCCGCCACUUUCUCUCUCAUCACCGUCUCCCUCUCCUCCGGCCAUUCCUUCAUCUCUCUUCUUCCCCUCUCAUCACUCCAACUCGGAAAUCCCAGUCUUGUCCUCAUCAUUUAUUUCAAAAUUUUCAGAAUUGAGCCAAUUCCAUCAUCACCCCACCAUUUCAACCAACCCCAUUUUUCUCUUCACCGGAAUCGACUCACCGCCUAUAGUUGACACGCAAACUUUCUUGGUCACUGUUAGUGUUUUGGUCGCCAUUUCUCUCUCCCUUGUUCUUGGUCUCAAGGGAGAUCCUGUACCCUGUGAGAGAUGUGCUGGAAAUGGUGGAACAAAAUGUGUGUUCUGCAACGAUGGUAAGAUGAAGGUAGAAACAGGGCUUGUAGAUUGUAAAGUGUGCAAGGGUGCAGGUAUGUACCUCUCACCAUUAAUUAAUGCAUGCUUCUGCUGUUAUCUGCUUGCUUAUGUUGCUCGUUUCGUUCAUUCUUCUUGAGAUGGUUGCUGCAUUCCUUGAGCUUGAAGAUCGAUUUAGGCUCCUUUGUUUUGUCAAUGCAAGAAAAACCCCCCACUAUUUUCUACCUCUGAUUUCCUGUUUUUCUGCUGAAAUCUUAUGACAGGAUUGAUACUCUGCAAGAAGUGUGGAGGGUCGGGGUAUUCAAAGCGCCUAUAACGCGUUGUUAGAGUUCCUUAUUUGACACUUAAACUGUAAGACAAUUUCUCCAUUGUUAAUUCAUUUGUUUGGAGUUGUUUCUUUUUUGGUAUUUUGUGGCCCGAUUUUUAGCCUGAAGACGGCUUCUCGUACCACACGAGUUGCUCUGCUAUCAUCCAUGCACGUCACGUGGGUUGCGUGACAUCGUAUAUAUGUGUGUAUGUGUAGCAUUUGGAACAUUAGACAACACAAAAUGGGAAUCCCUAACUACUCCUAUAAAAUGUAGGGGAAUUGUUCAUGAUAUGUGACAAAAUAGAAACCUAACUUGAUCAGAGUUGGUUGAAAGAUUUUGUCCUACACAAUGCAAUGGUUGUCCCUUUUCUUUUUUUAAUAAAUUUAUUUAUCAUGUUUGCCUUGUUCUA
Messenger RNA from Salvia miltiorrhiza (redroot sage), 1208 nucleotides. Its product is annotated as protein SPA, chloroplastic. The coding region runs from base 121 to 630 and encodes 169 amino acids. The transcript has 3 exons. Lineage: Eukaryota; Viridiplantae; Streptophyta; Magnoliopsida; Lamiales; Lamiaceae. The record is from RefSeq and is a predicted model, not a curated record.